Dermacentor albipictus is the source of this 3026-nucleotide messenger RNA. RefSeq lists its product as uncharacterized. The record is from RefSeq and is a predicted model, not a curated record. Lineage: Eukaryota; Metazoa; Arthropoda; Arachnida; Ixodida; Ixodidae.
UAGACCCUAGCCGUGCUAGGCGUGCCGAUAGACGCCGCUGCGGCGUCGAAGCGACGGGUAGGCGCUGUACUGGUUAGACGCCCGAACAACACGCAGCAUGUUUCUUCUUUUUUUGACCGUUCACAGCGGUUACUUUUCGAAGCACCAGGAGAUGGCGCUACCAGCACCGACUUCAUACAACGCCACGCGACGCGGUUGGAAUGGUCGUGAUGUUCUAACUACUGUGUAUGUAAGAUACCUGCUUGGACAUCAUCAAAGUGCCGAGGGCGCCCGAGAUCAAGGAGGUCCUCAAAAGGGGCAACAUCACUUGGCCAAGACGCAACGAACGUCCAGACUUCCUCGGAGUGCUGUUCUACAUCGCGAGACGGGUGUUCAUCCCCGUCGCUUUCGACUUCGCGAUCAUGGAGACGGAUGAACUUGUGACAUCCAUAUCAAGGCUCCCAACCCUCUUCUUCGGCCUGCCCUCGCGUUUCCUCGGUCAUGCGAGGGCGCUGGCGAGACUUCGACAGUCGGGCAGGCUCCUCGACCACCUGCACCUAACCUACGAGACGCUAGACUUAGCGGUCAACGAAACCAGGCUGAAAGAACUCGCCAGUCACUUCGGUUACUUGGACGUCUUUUUUGAACGCUACCAGAAGGCGUGCGAUUACAUCGCCAGGAACGCCAACGUGUCCUUCUUUCUCCAGUACACGCCCUCGGUGUCGAAGGAUCGCUGGGACGCCCUGACGAAGCGGUACUUCAACAUCUCGCUACUGGACGACCAAGACAAUCGCCGAGGCGGCGUGGCCAUCCGGAGCAUCGACGUUUUCUCUGCCCUAUUCGAGGUACACGCUAAGCAUGGUGAGCACGUGACCAACGACAUCGUCCGAGGCCUCUGCGUGCAGGCACUCGUCGACUACAUGAGCGCCGACCUCCUGGCAAGCCUGCUCGGAGGAAGUCAAGAGCUCGCCACCGAGUCCAUCUACGACAGGUGCUUCUCGGACGCCUACAGAUUCUACGGCACCGCCAUAGACGCCUAUUUCCACCAGCCGCUGAGCGGCCAAGUUGCGGACAUCCGGCAAGUGGCCACGCUUAUUCACGACGCCUUCUCCGGGACGCUUCGGCGCGGCGACGUGACGCUCGGCGCCAUCCCUCCAGAUGCAGCCACCAACGACUCCUCGGCACUACCUGGCAGGCACAAGAACUUUGAAUUGGCCCUGUCUAGCUUGAACGGCCUGAAAAUGAGCACGUCCGCCGGUUCCUAUGACCGUUAUCCACGCGAGACGGACAGCGGUCUACACAACUGGAUGACGCACGCUGCCUUCCUCUCUGCUGGCGGCAAGGCGCCAACGGGGGCGUCACUCUGGGAGUCCUUGAACGAAGACAUCGGACGCGCCACCGGCAGGUUUCGCCACUUCCGCCUGGGUCUGGCGCAUAUGGAGGAGCCCUCCUACGCGGCCAACGUCAGCGCAGCUGUGCUCAUGUCAGGAGUCGGAGUGCGCCUGGCGGCGGCGCUUUUUUACGAUCACGUCGGGACGACCAGCCCAGGUGACCCCGCGAAUGUCUACGCUGAGAACCAGGAGUGCCUCUUUCCCGGAACAGGUGGUGGAUCGUCGGACCUGGAAAUUCAUGGUACCGUCGCUUCCGUCGAGAGGCCUGGUCUGCUCUGAAAACUGUGGGUGUGUCGAAAUCCUCCUCCGCCUCGGCCAUAUGAGCUCAAGGUGCCAGUGCCGGCUACCUUGCGGACGAAGAGCUCUUCUUCUCAUUCUUCUGCUACGUGCUUUGCGCAGAGCCGGAUGGUGAACGCCUGUGCAAUGCACCGUUUCGUCACAGCAGUGGCUUUUCGCUCCUGUUCGGGUGUGAGAAGGCGUCGUUCAUGAACCCAGAGAAAAAAUGCUGCAUGGGCGUGUAGCGAUCUAUGCUUGUUGUUUGUCACUUUGGAGCUGUGAUGCUUAACCUAAUCCGGCGCGUCUUGCGUGCAUGCUUAAGUGUGAGCCACAAAUUUUUUAUUUGACUCUACUAUACGUAGUAUCUUUAUACGUAAUACCUCACGACUUAAAUUGUACCAGAGAGCCCGAAGAAUUAGAACAUUAUACUAAUCAUUAGGGCAGAUGUUAAAGAAUUCGAUUAUUAUAGGCCCGUUACCUGUCUUUUGGUACUGUAUAAUAUAUUUACCACGAUAAUUUCAAAUUUAAUGAAGGCAACACUUUAAUCAACUAAGAGAACAGGACUGCUUCAGGAAGGGAUAUUCAAUAAUGGAUCGCAUCCAUGUACAAUCAACCUCCCUAUAUGCCUUUCAUAGGCUAUGAGAAGACAUUUAAUUUAGAAGACACACUAGCAGUGAUGGAAGCAUUGCGUAAUCAAAGAGUGCAGAAGGUGUGCAUGAAUCUCUUGGAAAACAUCUACAAAGACUCCUGAGCUACGUUGGUCCUACACAAGAAAAGCAGAAAUUUACCUAUCAAGAAAGGAGUCGGGCGAGGAGACACAAUCACACAAAUGCUAUCCACUGUAUGAUUAGAAUUAUUCAAGCUAUUUUAUUAGCACGUCUUAGGCGUGAGGGUCAACGGCGAAUAUUUCGGGAACGUUCACUUUUCAGAUGGCAUUGUCCUGUUCAGCAGCAAUUGACACGAAUUGCAGCAUAUGUUGACCGAGAACGUAUAAGAGUAGGGUUGAAAAAUAAAAGUAUAGAGGGGCACCUCGGCUUCGGGAGGUAAUAGGCUCGAUGCCCACCACCGCCAGGCACCCACUGGUUCAAAUGGGCACGAGUGUACACCGGGUCUGGUUCGACUUCCUUCAGGAUUGGUACGCUUCGGAAAGGAGCCUGCGCCCUGAAUUGCCGUCAAAAGCUUGGUGAGCGCAACAAAAAUGUGAUGUUUCGGUCGCUUCUAUGGCGGUCAUUUCCCAUGUUGCGCCCAAAUACACCUAUUGAGGUGGGGACGCCUUCGGGUUAAAGACAAAGAUUCUAUUCAAACGUUGAGGUCUCAUAUCCUCCUGAGUUCCUAGGUGUAUUAAAGUUGACAGAUUUUUGUGAGCUUUUCAGAAAUUGA